Messenger RNA from Melopsittacus undulatus (budgerigar), 2858 nucleotides. RefSeq names its product ATR interacting protein (gene ATRIP). The transcript has 13 exons. NCBI's taxonomy places the organism in Eukaryota, Metazoa, Chordata, Aves, Psittaciformes, Psittaculidae. The record is from RefSeq and is a predicted model, not a curated record. Gene Ontology annotation, biological process: DNA repair; DNA damage checkpoint signaling. Bases 1 to 2484 code for a protein of 827 amino acids.
AUGGCGGCCCAGCCGCCGCUCGGGCCGCGGAAGCGGAGCGGCCCGGUGCUGUGCGGGGCGGGCUGGGCCGGGGCCGCCCCUCCGGCCGUGACGGGCUCUGGCGGGGCCCUGGGGAACGGAUUCCCCCCGUACAAGCGUCCCAAGAGCGCGGGGCCGGCAGAUCUCUUCGGAGACAAUGACGACUUCACGGCGGACGACCUGGAGGAGAUCGACAUCUUGGCUUCUCAGGCGCUGUCCCAGGAGGCCGCUGCCGGGCCCCCGAAACACGCGUGGAGCGGCUUGGGAGCGAGCGGCGCUGAGCGGCCGGUGGCGGCGGGGCUGCCCUGGAACGGAGCUGCCGCAGCGGGCAGGAAGGUGCCAGCAGGAAGCAGUACAGAAGAGAGCCUGGUGAGAGAUGCCUUCCAGUUUGAAGUCCUGCAAACGCAGCAUGAAAAAAUGAAACAGAAGCUGAAAGAAAUGCAGGAUGAAAUUCUUACUAAAAAUGGAGAAAUUAAAAUUUUGCGUGACUCGAUGCAGCAGAUGGAGUGUGCUAUAGAGGAACAGAAAAGAUCAUACAUGCUAUUGGAACAGCAAAAAUCUCAGAUGUUAAGUGAAAAAGAAAAAGAGUUCUCCAAAAAGUUGCUGUCAUUACAGUCAGAGCUGCAGUUCAAAGAUGCAGAAAUGAAUGAAUUAAGAACACAACUUCAGAAGUCUGAAAGAAAUAAGCAUGUUAUUCAGACAGUUUUAACACCAAGCCCUAAAAAGAACUCUGCAAUACAAGUGAUACCAGAAGGAUGUUCUGUGCAGCCUGAAAAAAGAUCUUUCCCUACAAAGGAAUCCUUCAGUGCUGAAAUGUCCACUAGACCAUCGUGUUCUUCAGAAAAUGGGAUUGCCCGAAGUACUUUGAUCAAAGAAGAUAGUAAGAUAACCCAUCCUGAAGUGUUACCCCUGAAGCAUGAAGCUAUGGGAAAAAAUGGUGCCUACAACUCUCUAUCUAAACGAAACACACAAGGUUCUAUCUUACUAAAUGCACUGAUGAAACAGCCCAUUGUCCCUGGGUCAUUACUAGGACUCUGCCAUCUCCUUAGCAGUAACUCUGAGCCUCUACCUGGAGCUGCAUUGCAGCCCAACUAUUUGGAUACGAAGCCCACACACCUACCCAGCAGCAGGACAACUCAAGAGGAAAUUGCUGCUCGUGGAUCCUUGCAAGAAGCUCAAGACCUUGCUAUAACAGGAUUGAACUUGAUUGCUAUGGAUGGAGGAUUAUCUGAAGAAAGCCAAACAGAAAGCCAGAGAGAGUUGCACGUCACACACUGCAAGAUCCGAGGCGCUCUGCACCUCUUACCCUUGGUAGAACACCAUAUUGGUGCAUACUGUCAAGCGGUACAACUGGCAGACAAGCCAGUAAAUGGUUCUUGUGGAAACCAUUCAGCUGCUUCUUCCAGAACCAACACAAAUACGGUGUCAAGUAAGGAGGACUUCAGAUUGCCUCUUGAAGAAACUACAGUUAUAUCACUGGGUAUUCUUUAUUAUUUGGUGUUCUAUAGCUGGGAUGUUGUCCACUUGUUGCUAUCUACUGAAGUGGAAGAAAGUGCUGCUGCUGGAGAUGAACAGGUUUCCAAGAUGGACAAAAAGGUGUGUGAUAGCCAGUGUGAUGAUAAAGAAGAUACCAGGACACAAGGAGGGCUGCCUGUAGCUCCACAGGAUGCUCCCAAUAACAAUCAACCUCAACACUCCUUAUUUAAAAAGCUGCUUCAGGUUUUAGCUUUUUCUGCUGCAAAAGGCUCCCAGACUGACAGGAUACUGAACCAAAGCCUAAAGGUUUUGGUGAAAUUAGCUGAAAAUUCAACAAUGGACUUGCUAACAAUUUUCCAGCACUUACUGAGUAGCCAGAUACUGCUCCAUUGUCUGUGUCCAGAGACCCCUUUGCCUGCUGUCCUUUUGACUGUGAGACUGUUGUCUAUUCUUGCUCAACACCAUACACUGGUUGUUCAACUUUGUUCUCAUUCAGACACCUGCCUUCUUCUUGCCCUGUACAUGUAUAUUACAUCAAGACCAGAUAAAUCAGCAUCUGAAACGCUUUGGCUUCAGCUGGAACAAGAGACAGUUAGACUCCUGACAAGGUUUAUGCGGAGUUCCAGUCCAGCAGUUUCAUUACCUGGUACAGAAUGCCAGUGUAAUCUCGAGGUGGUUAAGGCACUAAUUAUAAUGUUACACAGACAGUGGAUGAAGAUUAGAAGAUCUGAGAACAGCUUGUGUGCACAUAAGGAACAAAUUAUUCAGUUUUUACGGGAUGCUCUUUUACUCUUGCACAGCCUGUCUCAGAAAGAUAAACUGUUUCAUGAACACUGUUUGGAAGUGCUCCAUCAAUAUGACCAAGCCAUGCCGGGCAUAAGAGCAAUUCUCAGAAAGACUCAAAAAUUGAGUGCUUGUGAAGAGCUGAUUUUGGAUGAAUUGUAUCCUCCUGAGCCAGAAGCAGAAGAGCAAGGAAUGGAUUCCAGCUAGCUAACAUCUAGCAAAGAUCUCUGUCCUUCCUCAUCUAAAUCAUAAUCAUUGCCACUGUAAAUCUGAAAUUCCAAUCAUCUGUUUUAUUAAGUGAUAAUCUAAAGGCUGCACUCAAAUGCAGCACAAGUAAGGCAUUUCUUUGUUGUGAUUAUUUAGGUGCCAUCUAAAUCUAGAUGAAAGCAAAGAAAUUUUGCACUAAGAAUUAUACUGCAAUGUAGUGUUUUGCUGUACAAACCUACUCAGUGGCUUAUGACCGGUUCCAUUUAUGAAAGUCUUUUGAACACAUGUGUUUCUUUGUAGCUGUAGCACUUUCUUGCUUGAUUUCCAGAUUUUUCAUGUUGAUAUUAGUAAACAGUUUAUGGUGAUUUUAAAAA